CAUCGUCAGUUGCUAGUUAGAAACAGUGGCGAAAUCCUGUUCGCCCGUGUCGAGGGAAAUCGCGAACCCGAAGCUCUUCUCCACUCCGCGUGCGUUGACAGAGGUCAUUCGUCACACCGCCACUUUUCCGGUACACGUGACGAGAUAUCACCUCGUUCGGUUAUGCCGAAGUGUUAUUGAAAACGAAAAUGUAACUUGGAUUGACAGCGAAUGAAGAUAAUCGCAUAACUUCUUAAUUAUGGUAUAAUAUAAGUGGAUUAUAGUGUUAGUGCGAGUUGUUCCACACGUUAGUUUGCUGUCGGUGAAAUGGAUAUAAGUAGCGAUAGUCGCAGACGAGUCCUGUUCCUCAUCCUCGUCUUGAUCACUGGUGGGGCGACGGGGCUUCGAGACGUCCGGAUCACGGUGCCGGCGAUGGUCAGAUCCAGAGACUCGGCGCUGCUCAGCUGCGACUACGACUUGGAAGGCGCCGAUCUCUACUCGAUAAAGUGGUACCACGAGGAGGAGGAAUUUUACCGCUUCGUCCCUAAAGAAGCUCCACCGCAGGCGAUAUUCGCCGUUCGCGACAUCCAGAUAGACAGCCAGCACUCGAACACGAGGGACGUGACGUUGGUGAACGUGUCCAGAAAGUUGACCGGAAGAUACAGAUGCGAGAUCUCCGCGGACGCUCCGUCAUUUCACACGGUGAUAAAAACCGCGCCCAUGCUGGUCGUCGAUGUCCCGGAAACGGAUCCCUCGAUCCAGCCGGAGAGACAACGCUUACCUGGGGGAGAAACUCUUCGGGCCAAUUGCACGUCGGGCGCCUCGAGUCCCGCCCCCACCGUUACGUGGGCCGUCAACGGCGACCCUUUGAACCGGACAAAGCUGUCGCACAGAACGCGGUCCCGUCUCUUGGGACACGGCGACCUCCAAGCGACCCUGUCGAUGUUGGAGCUCGAAACGUCCGGUGAGCUUUUCAAGGACGGCAAGUUAGUCCUACGCUGCUUCGCGGCGAUAUCCACAGUUUAUACGGCCUCCGCCGAGUUGGUCGUAGACGAAGACACACCCCUCCUGGCGCCCAUCACCGGAGACGCCUCGACGCACCUCCGUCGGUCGAGCGGCUGCGGCGUGAAAAGUUCUUCGGAGAUGGUCGUCCUCUUCGCCUCGCUGGCGUCGCUCGCAUCCUGGAGCAGGUAGCUCCUCGGCUGGAGAGGAGGCCGUCGUCGCCUCUGUCCGACCCGGUCGCAUCGUCCGCGUCAACCCAGUAGCUAGGGCUUCCAGUUAUGUAUGUUACUAUGUAUGGUGUAGAUAGGUGGAUCAUUUUUAUCGCGACGACGAGCGACGAGCGACGAGCGACGCGCCAACGAAACGACGAGUCGGAGGGCCAACGGAGCGAGGGAAGAAAUCGAAUCAAUGAGAACCCAUAUACAAUUAAUUUUAAACACGUUAUCUUUUGAUGUAAAUUGUUGAUAAUAAAAUGCGGUCACGUAUUACGCAAUCGAA
Messenger RNA from Athalia rosae (coleseed sawfly), 1479 nucleotides. RefSeq lists its product as uncharacterized. NCBI's taxonomy places the organism in Eukaryota, Metazoa, Arthropoda, Insecta, Hymenoptera, Athaliidae. The coding region runs from base 307 to 1173 and encodes 288 amino acids. The record is from RefSeq and is a predicted model, not a curated record. The transcript has 6 exons.